This is a messenger RNA of Musa acuminata subsp. malaccensis (wild Malaysian banana), 1443 nucleotides long. RefSeq names its product indole-3-pyruvate monooxygenase YUCCA2-like. Gene Ontology annotation, molecular function: flavin adenine dinucleotide binding; monooxygenase activity. NCBI's taxonomy places the organism in Eukaryota, Viridiplantae, Streptophyta, Magnoliopsida, Zingiberales, Musaceae. The record is from RefSeq and is a predicted model, not a curated record.
UGUACAUUGGCAAGCCAAGAAUCCAUCUCUUCUUCUCCAACAUUCUUAUACUCGUCCAGAUUCGGCCUUUACAGACACACCCUUUCACUGUUUCUCCUGCACCUCUGCUACUAUUUAGUGAAGUUAGCCUCUCUUCUUGUGCAGAGGGAUUCAUUCCGGGGAAGCAAUACCAAUCUCCCUUCCUUCAGCUAAAGCUCCAUGGGCCACCCAUGACAUCGAAUCUGAAGCAGGUUUGGUUUCCAGGGCCUCUAAUAGUAGGAGCUGGACCUUCAGGUAUAGCCACAGCUGCGUGCCUCAAGGAGAGAGGUGUCCCGUAUUUGAUACUGGAGAAGGAGACCUGCCUCGCGCCUUCAUGGAAGCUGAGGACCUACGAGCGCCUAAAGCUUCAUCUCCCCAAGCAAUACUGUGAGCUGCCGCUCAUGGCGUUCCCGCCGGAGUUCCCGACAUACCCCACGAAGCAGCAGUUUAUAAGCUACUUGGACGCCUACGUCGAGCGCUUCGCCGUCAAGCCAUUGUUCGACAUGGCGGUUCGGGUUGCCGAGUACGAUGCCAGCAUCAGGUUCUGGCGAGUGGAGGCCGGUGACUUGGAGUUCAUAUGCCGGUGGCUCAUUGUGGCCACAGGGGAGAAUGCAGAGGUUGUGUGGCCAGAGAUCAGGGGAAUCUCGAGGUUCCGCGGGCAGCUCUUGCACACCAGCUGUUACAUGAAGGGCGAUGGCCACAGAGGGGAGAAGGUUUUGGUGGUGGGCUCUGGCAAUUCAGGCAUGGAGGUUGCUCUGGACCUCUGUGACAAUGAUGCCAAGGUCUCCAUGGUCGUCAGGGACAAGCUGCACAUCUUGCCGAGGGAACUACUUGGGAUCUCGACUUUUGGGAUGUCAAUGGCUCUGCUCAAGUGGCUCCCUGUUAAAGCUGUAGAUGCUCUCCUCCUUUUCGGCACAAGGCUGCUACUGGGAGAUACGGAGAAGUAUGGGAUCAAGCGGCCUGCGAUCGGGCCGCUCGAGCUCAAGAGCGCCGCCGGAAAGACUCCGGUACUGGACAUCGGCACCUUUGCCAAGAUCAAAAGCGGACAGAUUAAGGUGGUCCCUGACAUAAACCAGUUCACAAGCAAAGGGGCAGAGUUCGUGGAUGGUGAACACGAGGAAUUCGAUUCCAUCAUCCUGGCAACAGGCUACAAAAGCAAUGUGACUUCUUGGCUCAAGGAGGAGGAGUUCUUCGGUGAGAAGGAUGGCUUCCCGAGGACUUCGUUUCCUAAUAGUUGGAGAGGAAAGAACGGGCUCUACGCUGCUGGUUUCACCAGGAGAGGAUUGCUGGGAGCUUCCAUGGACGCCUGUAAAAUAGCUGAGGACAUUGCCAACCUAUACGGAGCCGUAGAUAUCAGGCAUAAGCUGAACACCAUAACAUCUUGAUCAUGCUGGAUCAUUGGUUUGGAUAACGAAUUUGACUGUA